This is a messenger RNA of Pneumocystis jirovecii RU7, 2370 nucleotides long. RefSeq names its product aconitate hydratase, mitochondrial. NCBI's taxonomy places the organism in Eukaryota, Fungi, Ascomycota, Pneumocystomycetes, Pneumocystales, Pneumocystaceae. The coding region runs from base 1 to 2370 and encodes 789 amino acids. Gene Ontology annotation, molecular function: 4 iron, 4 sulfur cluster binding; aconitate hydratase activity. Gene Ontology annotation, cellular component: cytosol; mitochondrion. The record is from RefSeq and is a predicted model, not a curated record. Gene Ontology annotation, biological process: tricarboxylic acid cycle. The transcript has 7 exons.
AUGAGCAGAGCGCUUCUCCAUGGCAGACGAUGGGCAACUGCAUCCGCACUGCUGGAGAAAGUGCAAAUCAGCAAUUGGGAACCAGAACGGUUUAUCCGUUAUUCUCGGAUAGAGGAAAACAUUGAGAUUGUAAGAAAAAGAUUAAAACGGCCGCUCACAUAUGCGGAAAAAGUAGUAUAUGGGCAUUUAGAUGAUCCAUAUGAACAAGCCAUUGAACGGGGAAAGACAUAUCUACGGCUACGGCCAGACCGUGUAGCAUGCCAAGAUGCAACAGCACAAAUGACGAUUUUGCAGUUUAUGAGCUCAGGAAUCCCAGAUGUAGCAGUUCCAACGACGGUGCACUGUGACCACUUGAUUGAAGCACAGAUUGAUGGAGUUAAAGACCUUAUGCGUGCACGGGAUAUUAAUAAAGAGGGUCAGAAGUUUAUAUAUGCGCAGGUUUAUGAGUUUUUAUCAGCAGCAUGUGCAAAAUACAAUAUUGGUUUUUGGCGGCCGGGAUCAGGGAUUAUUCACCAGAUUAUCUUGGAAAAUUAUGCAUUCCCGGGAGGACUCAUGAUAGGAACAGAUUCUCAUACACCAAAUGCAGGGGGACUUGGGAUGGCAGCUAUUGGGGUUGGAGGAGCAGAUGCAGUAGAUGUAAUGAUUGAUAUUCCAUGGGAGCUUAAAUGCCCAAAGGUAUAUGGAGUACGGUUAACGGGGAAAUUAAGCGGAUGGACAUCACCAAAAGAUGUCAUUCUUAAGGUAGCGGGUAUUUUUACAGUGAAAGGAGGAACCGGUGCAAUUAUUGAGUAUUUUGGACCAGGAGUAGAAUCGUUAUCGUGUACGGGUAUGGGUACGAUAUGUAAUAUGGGAGCGGAGAUUGGAGCAACGACAUCGUUAUUUCCAUAUACACAAAGAAUGGCUCAAUAUUUGAAUGCAACGAAGAGGUCAUAUAUAGCAGAAUAUGCAAAACGUUAUCAGCACAUUUUAUCGGCAGAUGAGGGUAGUGAAUAUGAUAAAAUUGUUGAAAUUAAUUUAUCGGAACUUGAACCACAUAUUAAUGGGCCUUUUACACCGGAUCUUUCAACACCGAUUUCCAAAUUUAAAGAGGCAAUUAAGGAGAAUAAUUGGCCGAAAGAGCUGAAAGUAGGGCUUAUUGGGUCGUGUACAAACUCGAGUUAUGAAGAUAUGAGCCGAUCGGCAUCAAUAGCGAAGAAUGCGUAUGAACAUGGUUUAACGGUGAAAAGUAAAUUUACAAUCACACCUGGAAGUGAACAGAUUCGAGCAACGAUUCUUAGAGAUGGUCAAUUGAAAGUUUUGGAAGAUGUUGGUGGUAUUGUAUUGGCUAAUGCGUGUGGACCAUGUAUCGGACAGUGGGAUAGAAGAGAUGUUGAGAAAGGCCAAAAAAAUUCUAUUAUCACGAGUUAUAAUAGAAAUUUUGCUGGACGAAAUGAUGCGAAUACAUCAACCCAUGCAUUUAUUUCUUCACCCGAUAUUGUAACGGCUAUGGUGUUUGCUGGAGAUUUGUCAUUUAAUCCGAUAACGGACACGUUAACGGGCGCCGAUGGGAAAGAAUUUAAGUUAUCGCCGCCUAAUGGGGAUGAAUUGCCAUCAAGGGGAUAUGAUCCAGGGGAAAAUGCUUAUCAAGCACCACCCGAAGAUCGCUCUUCCAUUAAUGUGAAUGUUGAUCCGUGUAGUGAAAGGUUGCAGUUGUUAAAGCCAUUCGAAAAAUGGGACGGGAAAGAUCCUCUUAAUAUGCCCAUUUUAAUAAAAUGUAAAGGAAAAACUACAACGGAUCAUAUUAGCAUGGCAGGUCCUUGGCUUAAAUACCGUGGUCACCUUGAUAAUAUUUCGAACAACAUGUAUAUUGGUGCUAUUAAUGCAGAAAAUGGAGAAGUGAAUAAAGUAAAGAAUCAAUUGUCCGGGAAAUAUGAAAAAGUUCCUGACGUAGCACGUGCCUAUAAAGCAAAGGGUAUAAAAUGGGUAGUUAUUGGUGAUUCGAAUCUUGGUGAAGGUUCGAGUCGUGAGCAUGCUGCUUUAGAACCACGACAUUUAGGGGGGUGUGCAAUUAUUGCUAAGUCGUUUGCUCGCAUCCAUGAAACUAACUUAAAGAAACAAGGGAUGCUUCCUUUAACAUUUGCUUGCGAAUCGGAUUAUGAUAAGAUUUCUUCUGAUGAUAGAGUAGAUAUAAUUGGUUUGACUGAUUUUGCCGAAGGCAAAAAUUUAACCCUUCGUAUUCAUCCUAAAAAUGGUCAAGUUUGGGAAGCCGUAUUGAAUUCAACAUUCAAUAAUCAACAAAUAGAAUGGUUCAAAGCAGGUUCCGCUUUGAAUUAUAUGGCUUCUCAAAAAAAAAAGAUUGAUGACUUCGAUAAGUUAGUUUUGAAACACUAA